This is a messenger RNA of Chanos chanos (milkfish), 693 nucleotides long. It is a transcript of the gene scn2b, whose product is annotated as sodium channel, voltage-gated, type II, beta. The transcript is spliced from 5 exons. Lineage: Eukaryota; Metazoa; Chordata; Actinopteri; Gonorynchiformes; Chanidae. Gene Ontology annotation, cellular component: plasma membrane. The record is from RefSeq and is a predicted model, not a curated record. The coding region runs from base 1 to 693 and encodes 230 amino acids.
AUGGCUCUUCUGUUGCAAACGCGAGAUAUAUUGUGGACGCCGGCUGUCAAAUUAAGCUAUAUAGGACUGAUGGUUUUUAUGAUGGCUUCCCCAACUGCCUCUAUGGAUGUGCUGGUGUCCCACCAGAUUAAUGCUCUUAAUGGGACCAUGGUCAAAAUACCUUGCUCCUUUACCUCCUGCUACAAAGUGGAUCCAAGCAAAUUCGCCAUGAACUGGACUUACCAGCAGGACCAAAAUGACACCCACGAGAUGUUCAUGACCUAUAAGAAGAAGAUCAUUCCUCUGAAGACGGAUAAGUUUGGAGACCGGGUGGUUUUUGCCGGGAACCUGGACAAAAAUGACGUGUCCAUCACCAUCUACGACGUGCAGCUGUCGGAUGAAGGGAUUUACAACUGUUACAUUCACAACCCUCCUGACCGCGUCAAAGGCCACGGGGUCAUUGAGCUCGUCGUUCUUACAGAGCUGCCCCCUCCAAGGGACUCAACAAUCGCCGUGGCGAUUGGAGCGUCAGUUGGAGGGAUGCUGGCCCUGGUGAUCCUGUCUAUGGUGGUAGUGAAGUGUAUACGGAGAAGGAAGAAGCAGGAACUCAUCUCUGAUGAACAGAAAAUUGAGGAGGAAGGAAAGACAGAUGGAGAGGGUGGCACAGAGGAGGGGACCAAAAAUGUAUACUCCCUGCCAGAAGAUGUACACUGA